Episyrphus balteatus (marmalade hoverfly) is the source of this 2486-nucleotide messenger RNA. Its product is annotated as porphobilinogen deaminase. NCBI's taxonomy places the organism in Eukaryota, Metazoa, Arthropoda, Insecta, Diptera, Syrphidae. The transcript has 4 exons. Gene Ontology annotation, cellular component: cytoplasm. Gene Ontology annotation, biological process: heme biosynthetic process. Gene Ontology annotation, molecular function: hydroxymethylbilane synthase activity. The coding region runs from base 373 to 2004 and encodes 543 amino acids. The record is from RefSeq and is a predicted model, not a curated record.
GUUUUGCCAUUCAUCUCCCAAACGAGCAAGUGCAUGGAUUUCCUCUUCGAAUUUUUCCUUCUCACAACAAGUGGAUUAGAAAAAAAUAAAUGACUCAAAUAAAACCAAUUAAAUAUCAUUUAAUUUAACAAAAUGCAUUCAAUUUAAAUCCAUCCGGUCUUGCGAAAUAAUUUAAUCAUCAUUUCAUAAAGUGUUUUAUUUAAAAAUCUUAAAAAUUUCAACAUUUUCUGCCAAACUUUCACUCUUCCUUCGUUGGACUAAGAAAAAAAAGUCUUGUAGUACAAGAAAUAUACACAAAAAUCACUUAACAAUCUUUGGAACCUAUAAAUCCACAAAAAAGAAGCAAAAAAUACCAAAGACAAAAAAAAAAACAUGAGUGGAGACGAAAAAAUAAUCCGUGUUGGAUCUAGAAAAAGUGAAUUGGCAUUAAUUCAAACAAAACAUGUGAUUGCCCGAUUGCAGAAGAUCUUUUCUCAUCGAAAAUUUGAAAUUCAUACCAUGUCAACAAUUGGCGACCGAGUACUAAACAUAUCAUUGCCAAAAAUUGGUGAAAAAUCUCUCUUUACCCGUGAUUUGGAGGAUGCUCUUCGCAAUGGCGGUGUUGACUUUGUUGUCCAUUCACUCAAAGACCUUCCGACAGCUUUACCAACAGGAAUGGCCAUCGGUGCUGUUCUAGAGAGAGAUGAUGCCCGCGAUGCACUUGUAUUGAAUGAAAAGUUCAAGGGAAAUACCAUCAAAACACUGCCCAAAGGAAGUAUAAUAGGAACAUCUUCCCUUCGACGAACCGCACAAAUUCGACGAGAAUACCCGCAUCUAGUUGUGUGCGAUAUUCGUGGCAAUCUAAAUACCCGUUUGGCGAAAUUAGACGCUCCAGGGUCGAAAUUUGCUGGCAUUAUACUUGCUCAAGCUGGUCUUGUGCGCAUGGGAUGGAUGAAUCGCAUAAGUCAGAUUCUCGAACCUUCUGAUUUAUUGUAUGCUGUUGGUCAAGGAGCUCUUGCUGUAGAGUGCCGAUCAAAUGACGAAGAAAUCCUUAAAAUGCUACAAGCUCUUGUUUGUCUACCAACAACCUGUCGUAUUUUGGCAGAACGUAGCUUCCUCAAGACACUCGGAGGUGGAUGCAGUGCUCCAGUUGCUGUCUGCUCAACUUUAAAUGGAUGUCUAAGUGAUGACAAUACUGGGGCAGGUUUAAAAGUACUCGGUGCAGUAUGGAGUUUAGAUGGAACUAUAGAAAUUCGAAAUGAACUUUCCUGCUCUCUAGAAUUAGAAAGACAUAAGUGCGAUAUCAAUGCAAAUGAUGAUGGUUCGCCGCCAAAAAAACGAGCACGGAAAGAUGGUAGUGAAAGUCCGGAAAGUAAACGAGCCAGUCCUAAAGUCAUAAAUGAUGAUUUGAACUCUGGUCUUCUUGAAAAGUUCACCGACAUCCAGCAGCUAAUAAGUAUUCAUGGAGAACUCUUCAAAAAGUGUCCGUUUAGUGCGGUGCAUUUGAAGAAUCGUGAAGAAAACGGCAAUUCAACUACGACAAAAGCAAUAAAAGAUGAGUGUCCUUUGAAAAUUCCAGUUGGACAAGAUUUUAUGGGACAGUGUCCAUAUGUGGAUACAGAUGUUAAAGUAAAUGCAGCUGAAAUAUGUCCAAUUACUGGAAAUACACCGCCUGCUGAAACUGUAGACUGUGCGCCCAGCAGCUCUAGCAAAUGCCCAUUUGGUGGGGCCAAACAAACUACAACCACACUGCCUGGUCAUGACAGUUGUCCGUUCCUACAAAAGACAAUAAAAAUGUUCGAUUAUGGUGAUGAACAGAAACCCCAAUCGACAGAGGUGCUUCCAGUGCUAACCGAUGACACAGUGAAUUUAUUCUGCGGACUGUUUCGUCACAAAUGCUACGACUAUGAAUUGUAUGCGAAAAGUGAAAAGCUUGGACAAGCUUUAGCCGAUGAUUUGAUAAAUAAAGGUGCUUUGGAAGUGAUGAAGUGUGCACAAGAUGAGAUUCAUAGUAAAGUGUCAUAAGGGAAUUAAUGACAGCAUCGAAACUAGUAAAUUAAAUAUCAUCAUUAUUCCUCGCCCAGUUGUUGGUGCUGGUUUUUUUAAAUAGCUGUAACAGCUGUCCUGGUUCAGGGUAUCAUCAGAAUCAUCAGAACAUCAGAAAUACGAAAAAAGAAACAUCCCGCCCUUCAAUUCUCUUUUGCAAUUCAUUGUUAAACAUGUUUGUUAUAUAUUUUUUUCAUAACAAAGACUUUAUUCGUUAUCAUUAUUUUGUCUGUUUAGUGAAAAUGCUUAGUUAAUUUUCAUCGUUGUACAAUAUUUUUUUUUAUUUAUGUUUUUUUCUUUCAUGAAAGAAAAUCAGAGAAUUUUAAGUAAAAUAUGUUUAUAAAAAAAUAAAAAUCAAAAAACAAAUUUUCCUUUGUACAUUUGCAUUGUACAUUAAGCCUGAUGUUAUGUUUGUCUAUGAGAAAAGUGGAACAAUAAUAAAUAUAAGUGUUCAUAGCGAA